GGAUAUGGCGCAGUCAGUGAGUAUGGAUCUGGAGGCGGCCCGCAUUCAACGGCUGCCCGGCGAGGCGUUCUACAUCCCGGAUUUUGUGGAUGAAGAGGAGGAGGAGAGGCUUUUGGCGAAGAUAUCAUCCGCUCCCCUGCCAGUUUGGAAACAUCUCUCCCACCGACGUCUACAGACCUACCCAUCCGCUCUAACCGCCACAAACACGCUGCUCUCCUCGCCCCUCCCGCCCUGGCUCACAACAACACCGCCUAUCGUCGAGCGCUUCAGAGCCCUGCACCUCUUCGAUGACUCGCCACACAAAGGUCCCAACCAUGUUCUCGUCAACGAGUACAACCCAGGCCAGGGCAUCAUGCCGCAUGAGGACGGCGCUGCGUAUCAUCCGCUCGUGGCGACAGUGAGUUUGGGGGGUGUUGUGGUGCUCGAUUUGUAUGAGAAGAACAACAACCUCAGCUCUGGCACCAGGGAUGAUGCGGCUGACAAAGGGAAUGGAGGGGGGCGGACUCGGCAGCCGAAAUAUCGGAUUUUACAGGAGAGGCGCAGUCUGCUUGUUACUAAGGGUAGCAUCUACAGGGAUUAUUUGCACGGGAUUGCGGAGCGGCACAAAGAAGCAAACCUGGGACAGGAUUCCAUCUGUAACUGGGAGCAGCUGGGUAAUGUGGAGCAGUUCGCCAAAGGGUGGUGUGAGAGGGGGACCAGGGUGAGUUUGACGUAUCGUGAUGUGCUCAAAGUUGCCAGAGUGGGCAAUACAAUGAAAUUUUUGAAUAGGCAUUAAUAUCGGGCGGACAACGGAGAUCAAUCAUUUUGUCGGACUAGAUACGAAGCCUAGUAUAUCAACGGGAUCAUAUUCCACUUUCCCUG
Aspergillus nidulans FGSC A4 is the source of this 861-nucleotide messenger RNA. RefSeq lists its product as uncharacterized. Gene Ontology annotation, molecular function: iron ion binding; 2-oxoglutarate-dependent dioxygenase activity. Gene Ontology annotation, cellular component: nucleus. Bases 5 to 775 code for a protein of 256 amino acids. NCBI's taxonomy places the organism in Eukaryota, Fungi, Ascomycota, Eurotiomycetes, Eurotiales, Aspergillaceae. The transcript has 2 exons. The record is from RefSeq and is a predicted model, not a curated record.